Molecule: messenger RNA, 3962 nt
Organism: Alosa sapidissima (American shad)
Lineage: Eukaryota; Metazoa; Chordata; Actinopteri; Clupeiformes; Clupeidae
Gene: zc3h12aa
Product: endoribonuclease ZC3H12A
Exons: 6
Coding region: 241-2460 (739 amino acids)
Biological process (GO): nuclear-transcribed mRNA catabolic process, RNase MRP-dependent; 3'-UTR-mediated mRNA destabilization
Cellular component (GO): nucleus; cytoplasmic ribonucleoprotein granule
Molecular function (GO): RNA endonuclease activity; metal ion binding; mRNA binding
Source: RefSeq, a predicted model, not a curated record
CAUGCUCUGACUUGACAUAUUGGUCAUUCAGACAGCCUUCGAGCCGGUUGCGGUAACUUAAACAUUUUGGAAUACAUGCGGCUUAACAUUAGGCCAUAGGCCUUUAUUUUUUAUUUAGGCUAUUUAGAUGAUGUAGACAUGUCAUGGCCUAUACUAAAAGCUUAUGGAUUACCCAUCGUUAAAAUCAAACCUACACUCGCUGAUAGGUAAAUGCUGCCAUGAAAACCUUUGGCAGGAACAAUGAAUCCUGGUGCAGAGCUACCUCCAAGAGCUAGAUCUGCACUCCCCUACAAGAUUCAGGAACCAGCCUGUACCAGUCAGAUCUCACCACUUCCCCUGAACCAGACCAGCAUGGCAGAGCUUCAGCUGCAGGUGGACUUCUUUCGUAAACUGGGCUACUUGCCUAAGCAGAUCCAGGCGGCCAUGGUGAAGCUGGGCAUGGGCACAGACACCAACGCGGUGCUGGCGGAGCUGGUGAGGACCAGGGCCUCCAGGAGCCCCACCCCAGAAAGGGACACUGUGGCUGAGGUCGGUGAGCUGAGGAGCCCUGGGAAGGCCACCCAGCCUCUGGUAACAAAAGAGAAGGAAGAGGACGAAGUGCCAGAAAAUGAACUCAAACCUAUUGUUAUUGAUGGAAGCAAUGUCGCCAUGAGUCAUGGGAACAAGGAAGUUUUUUCAUGCAGGGGAAUUGAGCUGGCUGUCAACUACUUCCUCAAGCGGGGACACAAAAAGAUCACGGUAUUCGUGCCCUCCUGGAGGAAGGAACAACCCAGACCUGAUGUGCCAAUCUCAGAUCAGCACAUCCUAAGCAAACUUGAGAAGCAGAAGAUUGUGGUGUUCACUCCAUCAAGGCGUGUAGGGGGCAAACGAGUGGUCUGCUACGAUGACCGCUUCAUUGUGAAGCUGGCCCAUGAACUGGACGGUGUAAUCGUCUCCAACGACACUUAUCGUGACCUGCAGAGUGAGAAGCCAGAAUGGAAGCGUUGCAUUGAGGAGCGACUGCUCAUGUACUCUUUCGUCAACGACAAGUUUAUGCCCCCUGAUGACCCUCUCGGUCGCCAUGGUCCCAAUCUUGACAACUUCCUAAGGAAGAAGCCGAUACUGCCAGAGAACAAACGUCAGCUUUGCCCUUAUGGAAAGAAGUGCACUUAUGGCAUGAAGUGCAAGUUCCACCAUCCGGAGCGUGCCAACCAAUCCCAGCGAGCGCUGGCAGACGAGCUGCGGGAGAAUGCCAGACUCACCACCACCCAGAAGGAGGGUGGCAGAGGUGCCAGUCUGACACAAAGGGGGAGCCCUACAUUUGGGACGAGCACAGCUAGAGAAUGUGCUGCAGUUUCUGGCACAAGUCUUUUUUCCGGAACGAGCUCCCCCUCGCUGGAGCAGCAGCUGCAGUACUCCCUCACCCUGGACCCCUGCGGGCGGCCCCUCCUCAAGGGUCAUGGAGGUGAGAAGCACUGGUGGGAUGGAGCAGCUUCUAGCAGAACGCUGUCCUCCAACAGCAGCAGCUCCAGUGGUGGCCACUCCGUACCGGAGUGGACCAGCCUGCUUUCCCCCUUCGCCACUGACCCGGCCUCUGUCUUCAGUGCAGACUCAGGCCUGGGUUCGUACGAGCACCAGCAACACCACCAGCAACAGCAGCACCAGCACAAACACCAGCAGCAGCAGCAGCAGAUGCAGCAGCAACACCAACAGCUGCAACACCAGCAGCAUCAGCAACACCAGCAGCAGCAGCAGCACCACCACCACCAGCAACACCACCAGCAGCAACACCACCAGCAGCACCAGCAGCAGCACCAGCAGUACCAGCACCAGCAGCACCCUAAGGACAUAUGCUGUGGCCAGGCCAGGCUCCCAAGCCUUCUGGAAGCACCUUCUGACUGUUUGGCCUGCUGCCCCCACAUGGCUGCCCCGCCGCCACCACUGCCGCACCUCCUGCAGUCCUGCUACUCCAGUCCAGUUGGUUGUCCUCCAUACCACCCCACCUGCAGGUAUGAGCCCCCUCAGUAUCCUCAGCCUUCCCAUAUGCACCACAACAGCCUACCCAGCAACAUCCAGCUCGGAGAAGGAGGAGGAGGAGGAGGUGGAGGAGGUGGAGGAGGAGGACAGGUAGGCCGAGGCCAGAAGAGCUGCUGGUCAGAAUCCCUGCUGUGGUUGCCGGGGGGCGUACUGAGCCCUUGCAGUCUUCCAGAGGCCAGGCGUCUGGCUAGCCUCGCAGGGCCUGCUCACUGCUACCAGCACCAGCUGCAGGUGUGGCCCGGAGCUUACGCCGGCCCGCCAGCGCAAGCACAGCCACCGCCGGUCAGCUUGGACCCAGAGAGGGAGGAGAUGCGCAAGAAGCUGCACGCCAUUUUCAACCCGUACCAGGUGGACCGAGUCAUGAGCAUGCACCCGCACCUGAAGGAUGCCCAGAGACUGGCGGCGGAGAUUCUCACCCUCAAGUCAAAAGGAGAAAUGCUCUAAGGAAGACUUCACUGCCACUUUUCUAUUUUCUAUCUUUUUUUCACUAUUCUAUCUAUUUUUUAUUUUCCUUUCCCAUGGCACUACAAAGUAUUUGUGGCCAAAUACACCAAAGAACCAAGGUCCAAUGUGACACAAAGACUACUAGAACUACGGUAUGAGUAUUUCUUUAUGUUGGGCUUUUCAGCCCAGGUGAUCUCAGUAGCCAUCAGUCUUUGGCAAGUAAUGUUAUAUGAUCAUUAUAUGCCAUUUCUUUGUUUGUCUAAUUGAACAGUAAAGUGGUCUUUUUUGUAAAGACUAUUGUGCACACUUGCCUUAUAAAUUUGCCUUUGCACUUGGUAUGAUAACUGUGUAGCGAGUAGCAAGGGCUGAAUUGUUGAUACAUAUUGUAUCUUGUCGGGUAUGAAUUGUAUUUUAAAGUACAAGGCAUUCAAAGUCAACAAAUAAACAUGUACUGUCAUAAAUGAACAUGUAAAAAUCAUGUUAUAAAUAUCCAAAUAGCACUUAACUACUUAGGGAUGAAUUCUCCCAUGUGCGUAAGGGUGCGUAAGUAAAAAAAAGUGUGUAACUAAGCGCUUUUUAGCCUGCAGGAAUUCUCCCCUUUACUUAAAUCUGUCAUUUAGCGCGAUGGAGGGAGUUACACGUUUUAGGAGGAGCAACCCCAAAAUCUGCACUCUUAAAAUGAAUGUGUUGUCCCUAUCUGGACACAAGAGAAUGUGUUAAAAAAAAACUAUGCAAGUUGUGUUGUUUUCAACUCAUGUUGUGUAACACAUAAAAAAGGAGACAACACAAACUGUGUUGUCCCUAUCUGGACACAGAUAUGUGUUAAAAACAACGCAAGUUGUGUUGUUUUCCACACAUUCGUUUUAAGAGUGUGGGCGUUUCUUAUCUAUACAACUCUUGCGCGCAUUCUGCCACUGACUUAAGCACCUUUUCAGCUACGCGCUCCUGAGGGCUGUAUUAAGGUCGAGGGCCACUACAAGGUGAAACAGCAUAUUGCUCGAUGUCGGCUCGAUUUACACGUGAAUGGGAGAAUUCGCCCCUUUGUGGCUAAUGUGGUGCUGGUUGUUGGUAUGGUGUUAUGUAUACACCAAACAGGAUUUACAUCACACACACUUUUCUCAAGUUGAAAUGUGAUAUCUAUUUGAAACUGUACAAAUAUUUUACUUAAUUAUAGAAUAGUAUAAAUAAAUCCUGAGUUUUAUUUCUGUCUCCUAUUUUUCUGACACUUCUGGGCAGAGAAAAUAUUCAGGGAAUGGACUUUUUAGACAGUCUUAAUUUUAAUAAUUUGUCUUACCAUUUCUCACUUUUUUUAUAGCCAUGAUAUGAUGGCACAUUUUAAGUGUGUGUUUUAGUAAGCAUCAAUACAGUGUACUGUAUUUACAAAAUAAUCCUUGUUAAACAAAGUUCUCACGCAUAAGGUUAUGACUGUAUGACUUGAAUAAGUUCUCUGGAAUGCACUGUAUGUGCACUAUCAAAAUUAAACCAAUUAAACUCAAUCCAAU